CUGUCACUCGCCUCCCCUCUUGCUCCGCCCCCUCCCCUUUCCCUGCACGUGCGCGGGACUCCAACCGUAAACACACGCGCGCGCGGCGCUUCCUCCUCCCGCACGGAGGCUGCGUCUGACCUGAGCCUUUCCCCGGAACCCGGAAGUGAUGGCGAGGAGAGUUGUGAGAGUGGGCGGGGACGAGCUGUCGGUAAUAACUUCAACUAUUAUUGAAACUUUUUGGCUUCCAUAUGAAUUUCCUGUUUUUAAAGUGGCACAAGUGCAAUGAAGAAAAGGAGAAAGCUCACUGCAAAUUUAGGUGAUAAAAUACAUUCUGGUCGCCAGAGGGAAUCUCCUGGUAAGAUUCCUGUAAUAGAUUCUGUGCAGGAAGUUAUUGUCAGUUCUGCAGACAUAACUGCUACAGACCAGUUUGUGCGUUCCAACGAACUCUUUCCAUCUCUGAACCAAAAAAAGCUUUUAAGUUCCCUGCAAUAUAACAGAAAUCUGCUCAAAUACUUAAAUGAUGAUCGACAGAAGCAGCCAUCAUUUUGUGAUCUUGUCAUCAUUGUUGAUGGGAAAGAGUUCAGUGCCCACAAAGUAGUUGUUGCUGUUGGCAGUAGUUAUUUUCAUGCUUAUUUAAGCAAAAACCCAAGCACAAAUGUUGUUACUUUGGAUCAUGUAACUCAUUCAGUUUUCCGUCAUCUGCUUGAAUUUCUCUACACAUCAGAAUUUUUUGUUUAUAACAAUGAAAUUCCUCUAGUUCUAGAAGCAGCCAAGUUUUUAGAUAUUAUUGAUGCGGUAAAGCUGCUAAACAGUGAAAGUAUUUCCACUUCACAAUCUGAAGAAAAAACUGAAUGUCUGUCACAGGUAGAAAAGUUCAGUGAACUAGCUAAAGCACCAAGCAACCACCAAUGCACCUUGUGCAGUCGCAACUUCUGUUACAAGAAGGCCUUAGAAAAUCACUUGUCCAGAGCGCACCCAUCUUCUGUAUGUGGCAAUGAACAUCGGCUAAAAAUGGUGGAGAGAUCCGAUACUUCUACUAGGAGAUCAAUGCGAAACCGCAAAUGUCCAGCCAAGUUUGAUCAGAGUGACAAUGAAAGUGCAUCUGAGAGCAAUAAAGUCCCUCCUGUCAAGGAAAACAGUGAGUUGAACAAUGACUCUGAAAGUAGUGGAAGUGAAUAUAAUACGGAUGAAGACAGGCAAGAAGAUGACACUUCAGGUGGCGAUACCAGGUCUGAAGAGCAAAGUGAAAAAGAACCUGAUGAUAGCCAGGAAUCAGGUGGUCUGGCAGGAAAUAUUUCUGAAGGCAGUCUCUCCACAUAUAUUCCAGUCAUCGUUCGAAACCGCAGCAAAAAACGUUUGCAAUGUCCAAAGUGUGAUAAAACAUUUGAUCGAGCAGGAAAAUUUGAGAGCCAUGCUCGGGUGCACACUGGUGAGAAGCCUUUUGAGUGUGAUAUUUGUCAUCAGCGCUAUUCAACCAAAUCUAACUUAACUGUACACAGAAAGAAACACAACAGUGAAAUGGAAUUUCAUAAAAAGGAGCACAAAUGUUCAUACUGUAGCAAAUUGCAUGCCACCAAAAAGACUCUGAUAAAGCAUAUAAAGAGAUUUCAUCCUGAAAAUAUCCAAGAGUAUCUCUCCAUCAAGAAGAAAAAAAGUGAGGGCUGGAAAUGUGAUAUUUGCAAUAAAUCUUUCACAAGAAGGCCUCAUCUGGAAGAACACAUGAUUCUUCACACUCAGGAUAAACCUUUCAAGUGUAUCUAUUGUGAAGAGCACUUUAAAUCCCGCUUUGCCAGGCUGAAGCAUCAAGAAAAGUUCCAUCUAGGACCUUUCCCAUGUGAUAUUUGUGGUCGCCAGUUUAAUGACACUGGAAACCUGAAGCGUCAUAUUGAAUGUACUCAUGGAGGAAAGAGAAAAUGGACAUGCUUUAUUUGCGGAAAAUCAGUUAGAGAAAGAACAACUUUGAAAGAGCACUUAAGAAUCCAUAGUGGAGAGAAGCCUCAUCUGUGCAGUAUUUGUGGACAGAGUUUUCGUCAUGGAAGUUCAUAUAGGCUUCAUCUAAGAGUCCACCAUGAUGACAAGAGGUAUGAAUGUGGAGAAUGUGGAAAGACAUUUAUUCGCCAUGACCAUCUAACAAAACACAAGAAGAUACAUUCAGGUGAAAAGGCCCAUCAGUGCGAGGAGUGUGGAAAAUGUUUUGGCCGAAGAGACCACCUCACUGUCCAUUAUAAAAGUGUUCAUCUGGGAGAGAAAGUGUGGCAAAAAUACAAAGCAACCUUUCAUCAGUGUGAAGUCUGUAAGAAAGUUUUUAAGGGAAAAUCAAGUCUGGAAAUGCAUUUUAGGACACAUUCAGGUGAGAAGCCAUACAAAUGUCAAAUUUGUAACCAGACCUUCAGAAUUAAGAAGACAUUAACCAAACACAUGGUUAUUCAUUCAGAUGCUCGCCCUUUUAACUGUCAGUUCUGUAAUGCGACAUUUAAACGGAAAGACAAAUUAAAAUACCAUACUGACCAUGUUCAUGGAGGAAAGUCUGCAGAAGGAUCUGUAAGCCCAGAGUUGGAGGAAAAAAUUACUUCUUUGCCAAGCCAGUAUACACCUGAUGAUAAGGGUUUUCAAGGUGAUUCUAAACCAUUCAUGGAACAGAGUAAGGUGUACCAAGGAGAAACCAAAACAAUGCUGCAGAAUGUAUCCCCAGACGUAUGUGUGCCAGUAACACUGAUACCUGUUAGAAUGCGUGAAACUCAAUCUGAGCUGAUACAACAUCCCACUCCAGUUACAUCCUCACCUCACAGCAACAUCCUUCCUCCACAGCCACCUCCAACAGAUUACCAGCAAACAACAGAUCUGGCAUUUUUAGAAAAAUAUACUCUUACUCCACAGCCUGCAAAUAUAGUUCAUCCAGUCAGACCUGAACAGAUACUGGAUCCUAGAGAGCAGUCUUAUCUCGGUACUUUACUGGGUCUUGAUACAGCCUCUUCUGUGCAGAAUAUUUCAAAUAAUGACCAUUCAUGAUCAUGUUUAAUAGAAUGGGACAUUCUAUUUAGCUAUUAAGAUGUCAGAAGGCUAACAUAAUUGUUAGUAUUUUCUUUGGCUUCUUCAGUCUGAAAACUGCUGAACAAAAAGAAAGACAGGUGUUGUGUUUUUAAAGCAGCAGCUUAGCAUUCAAAGUAUAUUCAUCAUGUGUUUUUAAAAAUUAUAUAGAUUUUUUAAAGAGUUUUGAAAGGUACUAGGGCCAAGGUAUCUUAAAGACAUAUCUGAUUAAGUGUGGAGCACAGUUCACCUUUGUGUGUUUAACUUUGUCUGUUUCUUUUCAUAUGUGAAAAUAUUUUGGAAAAGUUUACAGUAAAAAACACACACACAUGUCUGCUCAUUAGAGAUUAGCUGUGUCCCAAAUAAAUAUCACACUAAUUUAUAAAACCAUACACAUUUUACCAAAAGAAAAAAAACCUAUGAAUCAAAAUUUGAGGUAGUACGUAAAGGCCACAGUAAUGUAAAUGGAAUUCCAUCACCUACAUCAGUAGGAGAAGGAAAGAAUACAAGUGUGCCAACGUAUUAAGAUACUUACCAGAAAUCCACAGGCAAGUAUGUGACUGUAUAAGCUCCAGAAGCCUCCUUAUUUGCCCAGGCUCACAUUUAUUGUGAGCUUGAUCAUUUGGAAGAAAAUCUGCUGGAGAUAAGGAAGGCUUACAUGAUUUCUAUUGAGCGCUAGACAUUAUAUUAGCCAUCACUUAUACACAUAGCUUGUUUUCUUGUUUGUUGUAAUCUAGACUGGUUUUUUUUUGGGGGGGGUGUCUCUGAAACACUUGAGAAUCUUGUACUGAAGUUCAUUAUAUUUGUCAGUCUCUUGUCAUACCUAGAAUAUGCAUAAAAGCAAAUUCAGAAUUUAAACAUUAAUUUUACCUACAUGUAGUUUAUGGGAUAUAAAGUACGUAUGAUCUGAUAUUCAACCAGGAUAAAUCUAUAGUAAAAUUUGCUCAAUGUUUGUCAGCUAAACUGAUGAAUAAGAGUUGGUUAAAUAGCCAUAUAGGCUUUCAGACAUAAAUUCAAGGGUUUACAGUACUAGAGCCAAGAGUACAUAGUCUUUGCCACAAGCACUGACCAAUAUUACAUAUCCUGUUCCCAUAGAAUAAAUUUGAUUUAAAGGUUCUGACAAUGUGUACCUCUACAGUGUUGUAGAGGGCAAUAUACAGCCCCCUCAGGUUUCUGUGGAGAUCCUCCUAGGCCUCUUCAAGCCUGAAAAAAAAAAUUAAACAUUUUUUGUUGCAAAAAGA
Molecule: messenger RNA, 4250 nt
Organism: Pogona vitticeps (central bearded dragon)
Lineage: Eukaryota; Metazoa; Chordata; Lepidosauria; Squamata; Agamidae
Gene: ZBTB41
Product: zinc finger and BTB domain containing 41
Biological process (GO): regulation of immune system process; regulation of cytokine production; negative regulation of transcription by RNA polymerase II
Cellular component (GO): nucleoplasm
Molecular function (GO): protein binding; RNA polymerase II cis-regulatory region sequence-specific DNA binding; DNA-binding transcription repressor activity, RNA polymerase II-specific
Source: RefSeq, a predicted model, not a curated record